This is a messenger RNA of Poecilia reticulata (guppy), 1123 nucleotides long. NCBI's taxonomy places the organism in Eukaryota, Metazoa, Chordata, Actinopteri, Cyprinodontiformes, Poeciliidae. The record is from RefSeq and is a predicted model, not a curated record.
CCUUUUUUAAUUCAGAAAACCGUUUCUAACUGUAUGGCCUGCCACUCACAAUAUGGCGGACAGACACGCUGAGCUAAGUCUUCCGGGUCGAAUGGAACGCGGAAUAACGCUUCCUGCCGCUACCAAAAGUAGAAUUGAGCCGGAUAAUGUAGGUCUGCCAGGACUGGGGUCAGGUUCCGGUUUCAACUGGGUCCAGACUGGGACCAGUUCUUCUCCACCGAAUAUGGUUUGCUGCUGUGCUUUCCCUGGCUGCGCCAACAGGGCGUACUCCUGGUCGCCGUACAGGUUCCACCGCAUUCCGCUGGCGGACCUCAACCUCCGCAUGUUGUGGCUGUCGGUGCUGAGGAUGGAUGUCAACACGCCGCCAGCCGCGAUGAAGCAUCUCCGCGUCUGCAGCGCUCACUUCACGGAUGAUGAUUACAUCGGGAAGGGGGAGAAUAAAAGAGGACAGCUGCACCUGAAGGACCACGCUGUCCCAUCCUUCUCACUGGUCAAUUUUACUUUUUUCACUUUUUUUUAUUAGAAAAGUCAUGUAUAAUGUACAAAACACGUCAGGGAAGUAAAUCUGACAGAACUGUUUUAGGAACAGAGCUCGUAAAGUUUAAUUUUGUAAAUCAGAAAAUAAAAACAAACAAAAACAAUUUCUAUAUAUAAUGAAGCAUAAAUAAUAAAGCAUGAUGUCGCUCAUAGCACAGAAUUAGACUAAAUAGAUCUGCCCUAAUGGAUCAGACACACUGUCACAAUACCAGAUCUAGAUUUUUUUCAAUAUCGGGACAGAGAAAGAUGCGAUCGGUGCAACAAGGUAAUGCUGGGUUGCAUAUGACGUAUUACCGAUGUGACGCAUUGCCCUCUUAUGCUUUUUCCUCUUUCCUACUUUUUUGAAACUAAUKUUCAUUUAUGAGGGCAGAAAACUAAACCAAACWCAUCCUGUGUUAAAAAGUAAUCAACUUUAAUCCCUGCCAGAUCUCUAGAAUCAAAACAUCUGAAACAGMACCAGCAUGACARCAUGAAGUAGGCUGAAAGAUCCAGGAAAGCAAAAUAUCGUCCUCUGAUCUGAAGAAAAACAACAGAUGAGAGAAAGUCUGUCAUUCAUUUCACUGGAUUUUAUUUAACACGAAAUAAA